AUGACGUUCUGCUGCGGGUUCACAUUUGCGGCAUGGUUUGAAAUGUUCGUCUCAUUUGUUUGCAUAUAUCCUUAUAAGCAUGGAUUAAUUACGUUAAAUGAUUCGCAAAAUCCAAUUUCAAACAUCUCAGAAGCCGUUCAAGUGACAAAAUUCUUCAACUCCAUUCCAUUAUUGAUUUUCUCCUUUGUUACUUGGCAUUACGUCGCAACAUGCAUCAGCGGAAUAGCGAUAUUUACGCUCGAACGUGCGGUAGCAUCAUUCCUGUUCAGUGACUACGAGAAAUUGCCACGUCGCUACAUUUCAUUCGGCCUUUUAUCUUUCUCACAAUUCGUCGUUUUCGAGUUCACGUUUUGCCUAUUUUUCUACAUUUUGAAUUUCUCGAAUGCCAUCAAAUGCGCUUUGGUGUUCGUCGGCUCAGCGGUCAUACUUUUCAUAUUUCUCCUUUAUUACAACAUCAAUUUGCGUAACAAAUUGGAUCUCAAAUAUGUGACUACAGCGUACUCAUUGGCGUCGAGAUUUCAAGCGGCGGAAAAUGCUCGCUCAUUGAAGCUCGCUGUCCGCGUCAUGAUCGUCAUCACUGUUCUCGCGAUUAUUGCGUUCACCGUGACGUGCGCGUUCAAAAUUCAACUCCUUCAUCCCGACUUUAAUAUGGCGCUUAUUAAUAUUUUCGAAGGAGUUUUCUUAUUCAAUCCGCUUUUCGUAGCUCCCGCAGCGAUAAUAUCCGUCAAAGAAUGGAAGGAAGCCUUCUAUCAGAAAAUCCCAUUUUUGCGUAAUCGCAUUAAACCGGCGAACAAGGCAACUCAGCGGCGACUAUCGAUCGAAACCGAUUUGUAUUUUGUGCAGCUCAGAGAUUCUUGGAGCUAA
Caenorhabditis bovis is the source of this 864-nucleotide messenger RNA. The record is from the annotation of a GenBank genome assembly. Lineage: Eukaryota; Metazoa; Nematoda; Chromadorea; Rhabditida; Rhabditidae.